AUGAUUAUGACUCUUGAUCUUACAUUUCCAAUUCCAUCUAAUAAAAGAAUAAAGAAAAAAAUUCAUAUUGAAUAUACCAAUGCAAUUGGAGAAUUAAAAAUAUUACUUGAAAAUACUUGUGAAUCAGCUUCUUUGACAACUGAUCUUUGGAUGGCUAAGAUGGUUGAAUUUAGUUUACCUUAUGCCGCCUAUACUCUGCAACUCUCAAUUAAUCGUGUAUUUCAAAAAACUAAAGUUUAUAUUAAGCGGAUUAAACGUUUGGUACACUUUUUUACAAGCUCCCCUAAACAGAGUGAAUGCCUUGAUGAUGCACAAAAAGAAUUUUAA
Messenger RNA from Funneliformis caledonium, 327 nucleotides. The record is from the annotation of a GenBank genome assembly. Lineage: Eukaryota; Fungi; Glomeromycota; Glomeromycetes; Glomerales; Glomeraceae.